CUGACCCCAUAGCGCAGCACAGAGCGGGAAACUUGAGCGAAGUAAACAGAGAAAGAGCGGCCAAUUUUCUGUUCGUGGUUUGGAUUAAAAAUGAGCAAAAAAGACUCUGGAUGUGCUGCCAUUAUCCUUACCUACUUGAAUGAGAAGAACCGACCCUACAGUGCUCAGGAUGUGUUUGGUAACCUGCAGAAGCAGCAUAGCCUUGGCAAAACGGCUGUCGUGAAAGCCAUGGAGCAGCUGGCCCAAGAAGGUAAGAUCAGAGAGAAGGUCUACGGCAAGCAGAAGAUCUACUUUGCUGAUCAGUCCCAGUUUGCUGAUGUGAGUGAUGCUGAUCUGAAGGAGAUGGACUGUCGCAUCACAGAACUCAGCAGCCAAGUGCAGACAGUCUCCCAGGACUGCAGGCGGCUUGAUGCAGAACUGAAAGAGCUGAACAGCUCGCUGACCACAGCAGAGAUGACAUCACAGAUCCAGGAGCUGAGGGCUGAGUGUGAAGGCUACAAAGAACGUCUAAAUAAAAUCAAAUCAGCUACAAAUCAUGUCACCCCUGAAGAGAGGGAAAAGGUUUACAAGGAGAGAUGCCUGUUUGUGAAAGAGUGGAAGAAACGAAAGAGACUGGCCUCUGAUAUGAUGGGAGCCAUUCUUGAGGGUUAUCCAAAGAGCAAGAAGCAGUUUCUGGAGGAGGUUGGGAUUGAAACCGAUGAGGACCAUAAAGUGGCCAUUCCUAACAUCUGAUGCGGAAUCCAGUUUUGAGUGGGUAACCAUUGGUCAAUCCACACUGUAAUGGGCCACCACCCUGACAAAGUACUGCACUGAAAUACCUUGAUUCACACUUGUAAACAAUUUACACAUUAAAGAAAUAGAAUACAGUCACAUGAAAAA
Messenger RNA from Pygocentrus nattereri (red-bellied piranha), 879 nucleotides. It is a transcript of the gene psmc3ip, whose product is annotated as PSMC3 interacting protein. Gene Ontology annotation, molecular function: double-stranded DNA binding; recombinase activator activity. Gene Ontology annotation, biological process: meiotic joint molecule formation; meiotic strand invasion involved in reciprocal meiotic recombination; homologous chromosome pairing at meiosis. The record is from RefSeq and is a predicted model, not a curated record. Gene Ontology annotation, cellular component: condensed nuclear chromosome; DNA recombinase auxiliary factor complex. The transcript has 8 exons. Bases 91 to 732 code for a protein of 213 amino acids. NCBI's taxonomy places the organism in Eukaryota, Metazoa, Chordata, Actinopteri, Characiformes, Serrasalmidae.